Leptinotarsa decemlineata (Colorado potato beetle) is the source of this 1936-nucleotide messenger RNA. RefSeq names its product BTB/POZ domain-containing protein mrityu (gene mri). Gene Ontology annotation, biological process: positive regulation of phosphorylation. The record is from RefSeq and is a predicted model, not a curated record. Gene Ontology annotation, molecular function: protein binding. Gene Ontology annotation, cellular component: cytoplasm. NCBI's taxonomy places the organism in Eukaryota, Metazoa, Arthropoda, Insecta, Coleoptera, Chrysomelidae.
UAUAUACUAAAGUAAUGUCAGGUGUCAGAUUUAUCAAUCAAUUUCUCAACAAAAAAUUGGAGUAAAAUGACCUAUCCAGAAAUUUCUCAUGAAUUUUCUUACCCGUAGGGUUUUUCUAUGUUCUGGAUUGGUUCCAGAGAAAUUUGUGCGGAUUAUUUUUAUGUGUUUGUGAAGUGCUUAUUGCCUAGUGUUCAAAUGGCUGGGGCUAAUGAUCGACCACCCUAUCCAAAUAACGACACAAGUAGUGAUACCGAAGACUACACGGAUGAUCGAAGAAGAAGGGUGUUCAAGAAUCGCAUGAGUUAUGGAUCAAUGUCGAAGCCAAAGUCAUGCCUUGUACAGAGGUCCAUGUCCCUAACGGAAACUAGGUGCCAUUCAGUAGCUACGCCUAAGCAAUGUCUCAAUGCUCCUCGCAAUAGGUCGCGCACACUUAUACAAUCUACCGGAUCCAUCAAAUCGGCAUCCCAAACGAACGGUUCAGGCAAUAUGAGCGAGGAUAGGGUAACCCUUGUCGUGGACAACACAAGAUUCGUAGUUGAUCCAGCAAUAUUCACAGCCCAUCCAAAUACAAUGUUAGGAAGGAUGUUCAGCACAUCUCUAGAAUUUACCCAUCCUAAUGAUCGCGGGGAAUUUGAAGUAGCCGAAGGCAUACCAGCUUCUAUUUUCAGAGCUAUUUUGGAAUUUUACAAAGGAGGUCUCAUCAAAUGUCCACCCUCAGUUUCCGUACAGGAGUUGAGAGAAGCUUGCGACUACCUUCUUGUACCCUUUGAUGCCAAUACAGUACGAUGCCAAAACUUGAUAACACUUACAGGUUACCCAACCUAUAAGGAAAAAGUCAAAAAACGUCCAGGCGGAAGGGCGGAAGUUAUAUACAACUAUGUCCAGAGGCCCUUCAUUCACAUGUCCUGGGAAAAGGAAGAAGCGAAAAGCCGACACGUUGACUUCCAGUGUGUGAAGUCGAAGAGCGUAACUAAUCUGGCCGAGGCCACCGCUGAUCCCGUUUUAGAGUUGGAUUCUAGAGGAAAUCCAAUUGCUUCUUCGCUGAUGAACGCAAUACCACAAGUAUUGCCAGUCGAUGUACAUUUGGGGGUUGAAAAUGAAGAAGGGGCAGUCGGAGGAGUUCCAGAUCUCGAUAUUGUUAACAAUUUGCCGCCUGAUGAGCCAAAUUUGUAAUAAAUUAUCAACUUUUGUUGCGCUGUAAUGUAGGAUUGUUGUAGCAGCUCAUUAUCCUUGGAGUGUUUGGGUGUGACAAUUUACGUUAUAGUAAUUGGUGGUUAAAACUACAUAUAGUUAAUAUGAAAGAAUUUUUUCAUGAUAUUUCAUGUUUGUAUCACACUUUUGUAUAUAAUCACGUUUUUCGGCACAAUGUUCAUUGCGGUAUUUAGUAAUUGUGAUACGUUUCACUUUGUAUUCCGUGAGAGAAAAAAUUGAUGCACUGAUAUUGGCUGUGCCCCCUGCUCACAAAAAGUGUCAUUCAAGUCCGUCUAACUAGCAUUCCCACGGUCUGAAAUGUCCACUAAUAUCUGAACCUUUGAGACUGAGAUCAAAUUAUAUGUUAAACAAGUGUUGUUUCAAUUUCAAAUCCUAUUGUGAUCAUUGAAUGAAAGGAUUAAUUCUAAUAUGUUGUAUUGUUCUUAUCAAAAGUACGGGAAAGUUGACUGAAGGUCUAUUAGGCCACACACUGAAUUGAGCAUAGAAUCGAAUUCUAAAUUAUCAAUCUAUACAAUCCUCAUGAGGUUAUGAAGCCAUAAAAUUGCUGGUUCAAUUCAGUUUUGUUUUUUUUUUAAGAGCCUUUGUCAUAUGACUGAAAAUGUUGAAUUUUGUAAUGCUCUUCCCCAAUAGGAGAAAAAUAUUUCUGUGUGCUUAUUAUGACUGUAAAUUAAGAUUUUUGUACUCGUUUUAUUAAAAAAUGUCAAAAUAUAAAAUUUGAAUAGUA